AUGGAAAUGUCCACUGCUGCGGCGGACGGGAGCCAAUGUAAACAUUCCCACACACACAGACAGCAGUACCCGUACCUGUGCUCUGUGUUGUGUCCGUCCAGAGCAGAGAGCAUCCGUACACUCUCAUCCACCCACGAUCCCGGUCUCAGUCCCACCCACAUCGACACAAUCAACAUAUCGUACGGGCUACUCGCAAGUCACAACAUUCACUCACCACCCCCCCCUUGCCCUGGCAACGCUCGUAACCGUCGUCUUUUUGCAUCUCGCUGCGCGCUGCUGCUGCUCAUCCAUCCAAUCCAACCAUCAGCCGUCUCACACCCACACCCCCCAGCCCCCCCGUCUUCAAAACCCAAUCCGCAUCGCACAUCUUCACCGACCCUCUUCUCCCUCCUUCUUCCCUCUCCAUCCAUCUUCAAAGCUUCAAUUCCGCCUCGCGCUCCCUCCGCUCAAGCCGCUCACCGUCCAUCACCCCUUUCCUCCAAAUCCAAAAGAGAAGAGAAAAGCACAAGAAGCGCGCCAAGAGGAUACUCUUCUUUGCCUUCCUUGCUCCGGGAACGCUUAGAAGAUUCUCCUCUCUGCGACCUCAAGGCCGUCAAUCUGGAUUUUGAAGCCCGUAUCCCCGUCCCCUUUAGCGUCUUUCCCUCCACCUACAAGGAGAGUGAGACACAAACCCAGACCCAGACCGUCACACAGACUCACGAAGAGCUUGAGAUCAAGCUCCCCGAGAAGAAGCCUCAGAAGCCCGGACGGGAAGGUCAAUACUCUUCCUUCACUGCCACCGCCGCUGAACAGCAGCUCCCUCUCCCUCCCCGGAAAGAACAGCGCUUCAGCGAAGAAGAGGUCCGUAUCGAAGAACAUUACCACCGUCCCGGUGUCCACCACGAGUCCCACCACUACCGUGAGGAGUACCGCCCUGCCCCUCCUCCUCCCGUUCAGCAAACCACUCAAGAGUUCCACGACACUCGCAUCCACCACCACGACACUCGUGUUGAGAUCGACACCCGUCACCACGAGCACCUGGUAAACCCCAUUGAUAAGAUCGAACGCCAGUACCGCCAACGCUUCCAGCCUACCUACCACCGCGAGGAAGUCACUGUUGAGCACUUCCCUGCUCACCAUCACCACCACCACUCUCACUCUCACGUCGACGAAUACACCGUCGACGCCCAAGCUGAGCGCCCCCGCCCUCAGUACAAGGAGACCGUAAAGGUUACCGAAGAGACCAUCGAGCCCGCUCGCUUCUCGCGCCCCCAACACAAGUCCAAGAUGGGUUACUACGACGACGACGGCCACGACCGCUACGAGGUCUCGGAGGUCCGCUCCUCCACCUCGGCCCGCCGCCAGCCCUCCCCCUCCACCGGCGGUGCCCCCAACCUGCCCAACACCGUCACCAUCCCCUGCCACCACAUCCGCCUCGGCGACUUCUUGAUCCUCCAGGGCCGCCCCUGCCAGGUCAUCAAGAUCUCCACCUCGGCCGCCACCGGCCAGUACCGCUACCUCGGUGUCGACCUCUUCACCAAGCAGCUCCACGAGGAGUCGUCCUUCAUCGCCAACCCCGCCCCCAGCGUCGUCGUCCAGACCAUGCUCGGCCCCGUCUUCAAGCAGUACCGCGUCCUUGACCUCGCCGACGGCCAGGUCACCGCCAUGACCGAGACUGGCGACGUCAAGCAGGGCCUGCCCGUCAUUGACCAGUCCAACCUCUGGUCCCGCCUCAACAACGCCUUCGAGUCCGGCCGCGGCAGCGUCCGCGUCCUCGUCCUUAACGACAACGGCCGCGAGCUCGCCGUCGACGUCAAGGUCAUCCACGGCUCUCGUCUGUAAAGAAAUGAAAAAAAGAAAGGCCCCAUCCCAUCAUCAUCCCCCGGUUGUGUGUGGUCUGGGCUAUCUAGCAAUAUGUCAUGUACGAAUUACAGAUGAUCAAGUGUAAUGGAGAAAUUGAAGACGACUUUUUAUUUGUUUGGGACGACACACAAAAAACUUGUCGGAUAUCGGAUCUCGCGGAGUCUUUUAAGUAGAUACAUAGCCUCCUGUAUAUGAUCUCUCAUCCACGUGUUGUUGGUACUAUG
Molecule: messenger RNA, 2066 nt
Organism: Colletotrichum destructivum
Lineage: Eukaryota; Fungi; Ascomycota; Sordariomycetes; Glomerellales; Glomerellaceae
Product: Putative large ribosomal subunit protein uL2, domain 2
Exons: 5
Coding region: 1-1821 (606 amino acids)
Biological process (GO): translational elongation; positive regulation of translational elongation
Molecular function (GO): RNA binding; translation elongation factor activity; ribosome binding
Source: RefSeq, a predicted model, not a curated record